Molecule: messenger RNA, 1407 nt
Organism: Aspergillus eucalypticola CBS 122712
Lineage: Eukaryota; Fungi; Ascomycota; Eurotiomycetes; Eurotiales; Aspergillaceae
Product: monocarboxylate transporter
Exons: 2
Coding region: 1-1407 (468 amino acids)
Biological process (GO): transmembrane transport
Cellular component (GO): fungal-type vacuole membrane
Molecular function (GO): transmembrane transporter activity
Source: RefSeq, a predicted model, not a curated record
AUGUCUGAUCGCUCCCGGUCGGCGGCUGAGCAGGAGUCAUCCUUGCCGCAGAAUGCGGACCGGGCUUUGAAUAGCAGGAGUGAGCCUGUUCCUGAACCGGUUUAUCCCCAAUGGCACUAUGUCGCCGUCGUGGCAGCCGGAUUCAUCGUGAUGAUCACGACCUGCGCUUUCGUGUUCUCCUUUGGAGUCUACCAAUCCCUCUAUGAAGAGAUGGCCCGCGAACCGAACACUCCUUUUACCGGAAGCACAACUGCGCUCAUCGACCUGAUCGGCACACUGGCCAUUGCGUUAAUGUCGAUGGCCGGCCCUUUCGCCAUGUCCUGGGCGAAGCUCUUCUCCCCACAAGCCGUGAUCAUCGCCGGCGGCUGGGUAUUCGGCAUCGCCUACAUCCUCGCCAGUUUCAGCAAGGCUCUAUGGCACUUUGCUCUGACACAAGGCUUACUCCUGGGCAUUGGCACCUGCAUGGCCUACGUUCCCACCAUGGCAGUCGCCCCAACCUGGUUCAGCAAACGUCGCGGCCUCGCCAUGGGAAUCAUCAUCUCGGGGACCGGAGUGGGGGGCAUGAUCUGGCCGCCUGCACUGCGGGCCAUGAUCUCCCAUGUGGGCUUCCGCAACGCCCUGCGCAUCUCAGGCUGCAUCUCACUGACGACCGUUACCGCCGCCGGCAGCAUCCUGCGCUGGGAGCCCAAAUUCCACGAACAAGUCAAACUGCAAACAGCCGGAUCAUCCAGCAGCCGCUCCCACCCUCGUCCCAAAUGGGUCCGACUCUUCUCCGUCCCGCUCGUUAACUGGCGUGUAGCCCGCUCCAAACGCUUCACGGCCCAAGCCCUCGGCUGUUUCCUUCAAUCCGCCGGCUACUCCACGCCGCUCUUCUUCUACGCCGCAUACGCCCAAGCCCUGGGCUACAGCGCCACGACAGCAGCUAACUUCAUCACGCUAAGCAACGCAUCGAACUUUGUCUCCCGCAUCGUCAUCGGCUACGCAGCCGACAAGCUCGGCAGAAUCAAUGCCCUCGCGGCCACGACGCUUCUCAGCGCCGUCGCCGUCUUCGCCUUCUGGCUGCCCUCAUCCCUGGUCUCGAGCGCCGCAGCACAUGGACUCUUCAUCGUCUUCACGAUCCUGUAUGGCGCCUUUGCUAGCGCGUAUAUCUCUCUCUUCCCCGCAUCGCUGGUGGAGCUCUUCGGCGUACAGCAUUUCACUAGCGUCAAUGGGGCGCUGUAUCUGGUGCGGGGAGUCGGGGCGUUGCUUGGCACGCCGCUGACGGGGCUGUUGAUUCCACGAGGCUCCGCCCUGACGGAGUCGGGGAUAUAUGAGCGGGCUGCUAUUACAGUGGGAGUGUUGUUGUUCGCUGCGACGGUGGCAUGUUUCUGGGUGCGAGCUGAAGUACAUGGGAAAUGGCGGGUGUAG